AAAUUACACAGCGGAUUUUGAGACGGAUGGCAAAGUUUCGUUCGUUUCGUUUCGUGUGUAUCGAUUUUUUGAGUGAAGUGAACGUAGUGUUCGUGUCCUUUAGUUUAGUGACGUUUGAUAGAAAAAUAUCUGUGAAUGGGAUUGUGUAACAAUAUAAAACGUUUAUUUGGUGUGUGAUUUUCUAUAAAGGAUGACGAAGGACAGGUUAGCGGCGCUCCAGGCGGCGCAAAGCGACGAUGACGACGUCGGGCCAGACGAUGUCAACGUCGCCGUUGAGGGCGGCUUCAUGGAUGAAUUCUUCAGUGAGGUGGAAGAGAUACGAGAAAUGAUAGACAAGAUUCAGGCCAACGUUGAGGAAGUGAAGAAGAAGCACAGUGCCAUCUUAUCAGCACCGCAGUCAGAUGAAAAAACAAAGCACGAAUUAGAAGAUCUCAUGGCGGAUGUCAAGAAGACUGCCAACAAAGUUAGAGGGAAAUUAAAACAUAUAGAGCAGAACAUCGAACAGGAGGAACACUCGAACAAAUCGUCGGCGGAUCUCAGGAUAAGAAAGACGCAGCACUCGACGCUGUCUCGCAAGUUCGUCGAGGUGAUGACGGAGUACAACCGGACGCAGACCGACUACCGGGAUAGGUGCAAGUAUAGGAUACAGCGGCAACUGGAAAUCACGGGCAGGGCUACCACCGAUGACGAGCUGGAAGAGAUGUUGGAGCAAGGGAACUCCGCCGUUUUCACUCAAGGGAUAAUAAUGGAGACGCAGCAAGCGAAGCAGACGCUGGCGGACAUCGAGGCGCGCCACGCGGACAUCAUCAAGCUGGAGACCUCCAUCCGCGAGCUGCACGACAUGUUCAUGGACAUGGCCAUGCUCGUCGAAAGCCAGGGCGAACUGGUCGAUCGCAUCGAGCACCACGUCGCUCAGACCACCGACUACGUGGAGACCGGCCGCACCGACCUCAAGACUGCCUGGAACUAUGCGAUCAAAGCGAGGAAGAAAAAAAUCUUCAUCCUUAUAUGCCUGAGUAUUACGGUGAUUAUAUUAAUAAUACUGCUUGUGAUACUGCUGCGCUAGUGAAGACAUUGGAAGGACAGUACAAGUUCAGUUGUAUGAAACAGUUCAACAUUACAUUAGUGUGUUAAUUGCUGUAACGUCGACGCAGAUCUAAGCGAAAUUUUUAUUUUUUGUUCGCGUCAAGUGAGUUGCAAGAGAAACACAGAUGCGGGGAACGGCUUGGAGCCCUCGUAUGAUGUCUCAUCACAAGGUGUUAGUAGCAUCAAGCUUCUAACAGCAAAUAAUUAAAAAAAACUACAUUUUCCACUGGAAUCUGUGUGUCUCGCCUGUUAUGUAGUUGUCUAAUGCUUAGAAUAAUAACUAAGAGAAGAACAUUAGUAAGACGCACAGAAAGCAAUGCUUGCCAAUGCACCAGACGAUACAUAGGAGCUAAUUCUGUUCUAACUGAAAGUGCUAAAAUGGCGAAAAUAAAAAGAAAUACUUAUAUGAAGCAACCAUAGACGAUUAUAUCUGUGAUUACUUUGCAUAAUGAUACAUUUAGCUACAAUGGAUCGUUGCAUGUGUAAUUAUUAUGUUGCAUGUACUAGUGACAGUAGUAGACGAUAAAAAAUGGCGACAUAUUUCUGUGCGUUAUUUAUUUAUGUAUAAAUCAUUUACGUUUUGAGACUCACUAGCACACACAUUAUGGUACAAAAUUCGGUACGCCUUAGUGCUGAAGUAUCUAUGUUAAGUAUAUUACAUUAAAUGUAUCUCGUAUUCCGAUAGGAAAAAAGACGUGCUUAUUCUAUAGGUACCAUGAUAUAUCAAUUGUUAAUGUUUCCUUUUAGUAUUAUUAUUAUGAUAAACCUUAUUUUAUAUCCAUAAACUUGUCGGAUCGUUAUGUUAACGGACGUAUAACAUUAAAUAUUCUUGAUUCUGUACUUAAUAAAAACACAUAUUCUGUUUCAACUAUAUAAUCUGUUUAAACUGCUAGAUGCGUGGGCAUCUGAUAAAAUAUUAGACAUUUAUCAUUAUGUGCUUCAAUGUGAUGGUGGAAUCAUAUGCAUGUGUGUGUUAAAACUGUGUUAUUACACAAGACGUCAAUAUUACAUACUCUUACACGGCAUCCUCGCGUUCAUUCUGUCGUGUGCCUGAUUCAUAUAGAUUGGAUUCAUGUUCAUCUGAUUCAUGUGGUGAAAAGGAUAAGAUUAGUGUUAUUUAUCAUUUGUUCAAUAAAUUUACACCUGAGAAGGUCAUUUAUUAAAUGGUUUAAUUACAGAAGAUUUGAUUAUCAACACAUCAGUUCUUGUAAAUAGAGUGAGAUUUUCGUUACAGUUUGGAUUUAGCUAACUUACUUUUUUUUGUUUCUUUAUUAGAGUAACUUACUGAUAUUUCGUUGAUAUUCAAUGCAAAGUCUACUAAUUCCAUUCAUUUGUUAAAGAAUAUAGCUUUCAUUUCCCCCCGAAUUAUUUUUACUUUUGUUAUAAUUAUUUGUUUCACUUUGUUAUUACAGAAAAAAAUCUUCAUAAUAAUUUGCCUGAUUGUAACGGUGAUUGUGUUGAUAAUAGCACUUGGUCUGUGGUUGGGCCUGUGAUGACAGAAGACAAGCAGAUGUGUGUAAAUAGUGUAUCAAUAGUACCUACUAACAACAUGUUGCCACAUCGACACCUCAUUAUGUGAAUAUCAAAAAAGUUUUAUUUUUGAAGGAAUAUUUAGGUCAGAAACACAGACGUUCCAAACGGCACGAGUCACGCACACAAGUUAAUAUAUAAUGUCAACGGCACAAAAAGAUUUGAAAGAUUAACACCACCAAUGAUUUUAGCCUUCGCAUAUGAUGUAUCUCGCUACGGCCAUACAUACAUAUUCAUUUGAAUACUAACAAUACAUAAUUUGGCAUAUACGGUAAUAUAGGAGGUAUGCGGGAGACGGUGCUAACAUAAAGGUCUAAAGCGCAUUAUAAUGUAAUGACGCAGUUGAGUCUAUAUUGAAAAAAGUUUAUUGAUUAGAUUGUGAUAAACAAAUAAUUUCAAAAUAAACAAUGGAUACUAAUUUUGCUUUCAUCACAGGUGAUACCUACAAAAAGGUUUAAUGAUUGAUGCAAUAGCCUACAGAUAGGCUGUCUGUCGUACAUCAACUUGGAAAAAUAAGUAUGUUCCUAUGUUACGCACACGUCAACGGCCUGAUCCUGAUGGAAUUGUGGUACUAACUGGAAUAAACCAAUGGCACUAUUAACAAAUUGAACUAUUGAUUUUCACAGUUCCCCUAGUAUUGAUCGGCGAAUAACUAUGAUAAGCAUUUUUCAAAGUGUAAUUAUUCAAGCAUGAAAGUAGAUUUGCUUUUGAUUAGCGCACUAGUUAUCAUGUAAUAUUCAGAGGGCGAAGUGUUUUUCGGCUAUCAUAUUCACUACUCACUAUCGAAUCGACUCGUUAGUGAGAAAGCCCUCUUUACGCUUAGCUUACAAUUUGCGGUUUGUGCAAUAUAUCUGUUUAUUCACUAUUUAUAUUCCAAGUCUUUACCCAAUCGCGAAGUGAGCUGGUGUAUUUUGCAUGAGAUAACAUUUGCAUUGUUAAAGGUAAUGGUAAAAUAAAUCGCAAUAAACAAGCUAGCAAUUAUUGUAGAUAAUCAACGAGCAAGAAAAAAGAAACUAGUGAUUAACACUCAAUAUAUUAGAAAUUUGUAGUUUACUUCUUUAUUUUAGAAGCUUUAUAAAUAUUAUUACUUCACCCCACUGGCCUUUUUUCUUGAAAUGUUUUAAAUCUAAAAAUGUUAUGUAAAAUUAAGUAAAUUACAAUAUUUUCUAGAGAGCCUACCAUAGCGAUAGUAAUCGAGACAAUAUGUGUACAGUGCAAUAAAUAGAUUGUGCUUUAGGUUUAUAUGUCGUUUACUAUAUUGUAAAUUUAAUAAUUUAAAUGUAAACACUUCUUUGGGCUGAUAUGUAUAUAAAAUCACGAUUUUUUGAAUCGCCCAAUAAAUGCUUCCUGAUUAUUGCGGUUAAUAAAAAUACGAAAAACAAUAUAAAUAAAUAUAUUUUGACAGAAUUCAUUGAAUCAAAUUCAUAACUUUACGCCCACACUGACCAAAUGCACACUGAACGCCAACUAACGGUAUUCGGUUCUACUUGUCUCUUUUCUUUAUAUGAUUUCACAGCAUGCAGAAAAGAGGCAGGGACACAUUAAUUUGGUGGCUCGUCUUGUUGUGGACAUAAAGAAAAAAAGCUUUUUGAGAAAUUUGGAUAACACAAUGUGUAAUUUAAAUCAGCAAGGUAUCUUAUCGAUAGAUAAAAUAUCACAAUGAUUUUAAUUUUAAAUCUAAAAACAUUCAAUGUAAUCCAAUAUUAAUAAUAACUUAUUAAUUCUAAACUAAGAUGUGAUCUGCUAGAUGUUUAAUUUAUGCCACAAGUUGUAUUUCAUCAUAAAUUGACAUAUAAAUGUUAAUUUUUCUAUAGUUGUUAAUUUAUAUUAUGCUAAGACCGAACCUAUUAUUAAUCAGUUGCUCUAUUAUUAUUAUUAAUCGGCAAAUGUGUGAUAAAAUCCUUUAAUAAUGAAUAGUCUAUUCUGUCUGUUUGUUUAUACUUAUAUUUUAUUUGAAAUAUAAUGAUAUGUUUAAAUUAUUAUAAUUAUCUGUAAAUAUAACUAUUGAAAUCACAUUUCUAGAUAAUAGUCGGUGUAAUAUGUUAUUUAUAUUUCUUUUAAAAGAACCGAGUGUAAUAUGAAUUAAUACUUAAACCUAAUUUUCGUCACGAAUCUAGCGACAAAUUGUUUACGUGCAAACAAUUUUCAUUGCGAUGCGAAGACAAUGUAAAUUGCAUGCAUUGUAAAAUUUGAUUUGACCUUUGCACUUGAAUUGUUGGUGAAAUUAACGUCACCAAGUAUUUUCAGUCCACGAAUAUCGUAAUGAAAAUUAGAAUUUACUAAUGUUACCAAAAAGAGCAACUGUAUCGAACGGCAGUACAAUUUCGUUUCGUUCUUCCUUACUAGUUACUGGGCUCAGUAUUCAUUUAAUCUUAAGAUUUAAAGUAAGUAUGGCUACAUCGGAUAUAAUUUUUGCGACUAGUCCCGAACAAAUCAAAUACAUUUUGUAGUUGACACGACUUGUAUAUAAAAAUAUUUCUUGCGUUAAUGGGCUACCGCUCUUACACAGAACUAGCAUAUAUUAUUCCCAAUAAUUUACAUUUAUUCGAUGCAGCCAAAUGUAUUCACUGAAGGUGUAGUUUUGCUAUGAUUUUCUUAAUUUAUUACAGUUAAUAAUAAUUAGGUAUAUCCAGCAGAAUUCGAGCUUGUGUGCAAAGUUAAUGGACCGAAAAAUCUGAUAUUAUCUGUGAACAUAAAUAUCUUAAUGGCGAUCUGUAUUUAGUCACAAAUAGAGUUUAUUGAAAUUUUACAUCGUAUAAUAUAUUUUACUAUUAUUAUGGGCUCAGUUGAUGUCGCCUUAAGAUUCUAGUAAAGCUAUUGCCGUUAGCUCUUUGCCGAAGAAACUACUAUUAUUUGUGCACAUAUAAAGUAUUUAUAAACCCUGCAUUUAAAACAAGCAUUUCAUUUCACAUGUUUUUAAAUAAUUAUGGUCCUCCGUAAUUCUUAAGAAAAUAAAUAUCGCUUCUACUGUGAUUGCUCUUUUAAUGUUUAUAGCGAUAACAUUAUAUAAUUAGGCCAUUAUUCAGUAUAUUUGUUAGAUUGUUAAUGAAUUAUGUUCCCUUAGCUUUGCACUUAUUUAUUUAAUCAAAAGACUGUGACUUAUAUGUUAAUGCCAUUCAUUUAAUUUUUGAUUGUAUUAAUAUUUACAAUGAAAGGUUCUUUCUAUGUAAGGUAUAGUUAUUAUUUAGCGUUUAGUUAACCCUUACAACGAAAUAGGGAUGUCACACAGAUGAUUUUAUUAAAAUUCUUACUCAAAUUGUAAAUUUGUUUAUAGUUUUGAAGAUUACAUUUAUUUAUAUUAUUUCAA
Molecule: messenger RNA, 5923 nt
Organism: Plodia interpunctella (Indianmeal moth)
Lineage: Eukaryota; Metazoa; Arthropoda; Insecta; Lepidoptera; Pyralidae
Gene: Syx1A
Product: Syntaxin 1A
Exons: 9
Coding region: 191-1066 (291 amino acids)
Biological process (GO): intracellular protein transport; exocytosis; synaptic vesicle fusion to presynaptic active zone membrane
Cellular component (GO): plasma membrane; presynaptic active zone membrane; SNARE complex
Molecular function (GO): SNAP receptor activity; SNARE binding
Source: RefSeq, a predicted model, not a curated record